Molecule: messenger RNA, 766 nt
Organism: Salvia hispanica
Lineage: Eukaryota; Viridiplantae; Streptophyta; Magnoliopsida; Lamiales; Lamiaceae
Product: protein LURP-one-related 15-like
Source: RefSeq, a predicted model, not a curated record
UAAACACAGCAAAAGCAAAAUCACUGAAAAAAAAUUAGUAAAGAGUCUGCAAAAUGAUGAGCAGCGGCCCGAGCAAUCCUUCGGCGGCGGCGGUGUUGAGCCCGCAGUACUGCGUGAGCCACCCCGUAGAGUUUACCAUCACGAGGAAGAUGAUGACUAUGCACGCUGGAACUUUUUCAGUCACGGACGCUGACGGCAACAUCGCCUUCAAUGUGCAGGGAAAAUCCUUGAGCCUCCACGACCGCCGCGUAUUGCGGGACACCGCCGGAAACCCUAUUGUCACGUUCCAGCAGAAGCUGAUGACGGCAUAUAGAAGGUGGGAAGCUUUCAGAGGAGAGAGCAGAGAUCCCAAGGAUAUGAUAUUUAGUGUGAGAAAGUCGACGGUGAUGAUGAUGAGGACGAAGCUAAGUGUGUUCUUGGCGGGUAAUAAGGAUGAAGAGAAAGGUGACUACAGAAUUGAAGGCAACUGGUGGGAGAGCUCUUGCACUAUAUACGCUGGACAAACCGAUAAUAUCGUUGCUCAAAUGCACAGGAAACACAGUGUUACAAGCGUUCUAUUUGGGAAAGAUACAUUUUGUGUGACAGUUUAUCCCAAUGUUGAUCAUGCCUUCAUCGUUGCUCUUGUGGUUAUUCUAGAAGAAAUUAACGAAGACAGACACGCUUCUUGAGAUUCAACUUUAUUUUGUUGCUUGCAAGUUGCAACCUUCAUUUUAUUCGUGCAGUGUCCUAUGUAAUAAUAUGAAUAAAAUAUUGUGUUUUUAUUUUA